Messenger RNA from Diaporthe amygdali, 1179 nucleotides. RefSeq lists its product as uncharacterized. The transcript is spliced from 4 exons. Bases 1 to 1179 code for a protein of 392 amino acids. The record is from RefSeq and is a predicted model, not a curated record. NCBI's taxonomy places the organism in Eukaryota, Fungi, Ascomycota, Sordariomycetes, Diaporthales, Diaporthaceae.
AUGUCCAACCGAACGUACGCAGCGCCAGCCGCCGAUGGUAAAUGGUAUUUCGGCAUUUUCGGCGUCAAUGUUCGCGCCCCUUUUGUUCCUGAUGAACCAGUACCUUCACCUGCCGCCCUCUUCGACCCUCUAAACGAGACCAAACGUUGUCUCAGCGCCGAUGGCAACGAAUCCUCAGUAUCCAUGGCUUUCCGCCCUCGCCCGGUCCCGCGAUCGGUGAUCAACUUUUUCCAGCAGAUGCAAGCCAAUGGCGAAGAACUCGAAGAAGCCAUGCGGACUCUGACUCUGAUAGAUGUCCCUGUAGAAGGUCACACCAUUGAGAAUUUCUACCACGCUACGAUCGAGGAUUCGAUUUCUUUGACCAUCGAAGAUGCAGUUGUUUGGACCGCCGAGGAGGCUGGCGUCGAGGCGUUGGCGGAGGCACUAGAAGUCGCUGGGGGUGAUGCGCUCCUAGCCUUGGGUGGUCUUCUCGCUGAGACAGUCGACGCCAAGGAGAAGUACAAGUCACUUCAACUUGAGAUGAAGAACGGCAACAAUCCAUUCAACAAAAAGAACAACUCGACCAAUGUAGCUCUGUUCGCCAACCCACCGCCCGGCGGCGAAUACAUCAUUAACUUUGCCAACUUUUCUGGGAGUGACUGGACCCUUCUCUCGUACUAUUCGCCGACCCACAACGCGAUUGACAACGAGACUUCGGCACCCGAACAGGUCCUCAAAGGCGCCAAUGGUAUCAUGGGUACUUCCACGUUGGACUUCCAGAUGAAGUUGGGGGGCUACGGCAACGGUCCCUGGGACGCUUGGGUACAGUAUAAAUCUCCCGAGGGAGUCAUUGUGGGAGUCUCUAUCCAUCAGCCUUUUGAAUUAUUCUGGCUGGGUACCUAUCCUUCAUAUUAUGUGUGCUACCCCGGUGGCAAGGGAUGGGAGGAGCCGGCGGGCGGACCGAGUCAUAGUUUCAAUUGGUCAGGCUAUGGCUAUGAGUUUGCUGUGAAACCAGCCGGUGCAGGUCUUUCCGAGCCGACGCCACUAUCAGCCGAAAACAAUAAUAUUCAUGCAGGCCAAGUUGGACAAUACGUGAAAGGAUCAUUCAUCCGGCGUUAUCGGACCAAAUUCGGGUCAACCAUUAGUAGCUCAAGCGGUGUUGUGUUUGGGCAAAUUUUGAAUGGCAUGCCUAUUCAGUAA